This is a messenger RNA of Mycena indigotica, 2385 nucleotides long. RefSeq lists its product as uncharacterized. Gene Ontology annotation, molecular function: protein binding. Gene Ontology annotation, cellular component: cell tip; microtubule cytoskeleton. NCBI's taxonomy places the organism in Eukaryota, Fungi, Basidiomycota, Agaricomycetes, Agaricales, Mycenaceae. The transcript has 5 exons. The record is from RefSeq and is a predicted model, not a curated record. Gene Ontology annotation, biological process: signal transduction; establishment or maintenance of actin cytoskeleton polarity. Bases 1 to 2385 code for a protein of 794 amino acids.
AUGCACCACGGUUACGACGAGGAAGCGAGCUACAGUGAUGAGGGGGAGCACUCCAUGCUUGAAGAUGAGGAUGAAGACGAGUUCAUGGACGACGAAGAUGAUACAUCUAUUCUUUCCGUGCCGGACGAAAGCAUAGACUUCAGUCUUGUCUACAGCUUACACAGUUUUUCGGCAACAGUGGAAGGCCAGGCGAAUGUGGUCAAGGGAGAUAGCCUGUUCCUAUUAGACGACUCCAACUCAUAUUGGUGGUUGAUACGUGUGCUCAAAACGCAAGAAGUUGGAUACAUACCUGCUGAGAACAUCGAAACGCCAGUAGAGCGUCUCGCCCGGCUCAACAAACACAAAAAUGUCGAUUUAGCAUCCGCAACACAAGCUGAACUUCAGUCCGAUCUCGCUUCAUCCCGUCCUGCCAAUACCCAGUCCAACGCGCCCCGGGUUGGAAAUACUGUCCGUGACCCAUUGAACCAGCGACAAUCACUUGCAUUCUCAGCCUCCCUCCAUGUUCACCGCUAUCCGCCAGCUGUGUGGGAUGAAGAACGGUGGUUCGCCGAACGAGAGGCGCACCGAAUGGCCAACAUGACUGAGAGCGAUGACGAGUAUGAUCCCAUGGAUCUCGAAGAUGAAGAUCAUGAGGAAGGCGAGUGGGAAGUCGGAAGUUUCGAGGCAGAGGACCGCGAACUUGCCAUAGAGACUAUGUCUAUCAUGGAAGGCGCAACUACGGAGAAACCAGCAGCAGAGGCUGAGCCGGAGACGGAGACGGAAAUUCCAUUGGAUGAUGCUCCUGCUUCACCACCUCAAGUGACGGGAACUGUAUCGCCAAUUGAAGCCCAGGCGCAGCCGUCUUCCCUCAACGCAGAGCGUCAAUCGAUAGACACAGACGGUGACCGGAGGCGGCCCCGCGAAAGUUCAGAUAGCGAUCUAAUCCCGAGACAAUCUCAAGACUCUGAACCCCAGUCACAUACACCGUUGGCAUCGACGGCUGCUGCUCCUGUCCGAGGUGAAAAGUCUUCGUCAGCCGCCUCAGGAAAGCUCCGAAAAGAGCAGCCAUCCAACAACGAUGAAGGAAAGAAGAAGAGUCGUGGGGUUUUCAGCAUUUUCUCGGGAAGGAAUACCAAAGAGAAGAGCAAUAAUAGUCCUCCCCUCAAGGGCGGAAUGUCAUCGCAAAAUCAGCAGCAGCAACAGCAACAGACUUCUGAGCCACGUAACAACGAUGCAGCCGCACUACAGGCUGCGACAUCUCAGUUGCGUCAACGAGAACAACAACAACAUGCUUUGUACACUCAACAAUAUCUUGCCCGCUCUGCAAGCCAGACUUCGAAACCGGAAUUAUCUCCUGGUUUGGACAAUGCAACCCUCAGUCCUCCUGCGACACGUUCUCGACCGGGCUCACUCAUACCUUCUGUUGGGGAUGGUGUCCCAGGUUUGAGCGUUGUUCGUAUCUUCGCUGGACAAAAUCUUCCUACCGAAGCAACGUUCAAGACCGUGUUGUUAAACUCGUCGACAACAUCAUCAGAAUUGAUCAAGCAAGCUGCUCAACGCUUCCGCUUGGACGACCUGGACCCAGACGCAUACAACUUAUCCAUCAAGCGUGCAGUGGAAAGCGCUGAUAUGAUGCUCCGUCCUGACGAGACGCCGCUCGUCAUCUUUGAAGGUCUGGUGGAAAAAGUCCAUCGUGUGACCCAGAGAGCGAGCAUCGCCAGUAUGGGCUCCAUGGCUAGUGUCCUCUCCAACGACUUUACCGAUGAUUCGGCAGUCAGAUUCUAUCUGAGCAGGAAAGUUGACGCUCCAGUUGAAGACAAUGCACCACCAACUCCGACCAACGUUCGUCACAGUAUCUCCACUGCAUUAGACGAGAUUGCGCUCGCGAAAUUACGGAGGACUUCUGUCGACAUGAGUGCUAACGGCAAAGUCGAUAUGGAUGCCGCGCGUCAGGAAAUCAUUGCUGCUCAGCGUAAAGCCACACGCGAAAACCAGAGAGCAUUGAUUUCUGGAUCUGUUGGCUCAAUGGCUGAAGUUGUCCAGUCCGAUGAACGAGCGGGAGAAGACAGUCCGCGUUCUGUCACACCAAAUUCAGCACGAUUGCCAACAGCAACAACAACAACAACAACGGCGCCGAAGCGGGUUUUCCUUCCUUCUGACGACUUCGGUGUCGCGAAUAUGAUCACGGUCAUUCAACUCCGUGCAUCCCAGAACGUUCCUCGUCAACCACCAGUGCAAGAAGACCCUGUCGACGACAUGCUUUUUGGGCGAAGACUCGAUCUUGAUACCCUGCACCCAAAGAUUCGAGCUGUGUAUGCGGAGACCUUCAGGACAUGGGAUGAGACUGACAAGUACUUGGAUGACUUUCUGCUCAAGAGCUUGUCACAAACGGGGCGUGUCUAUUGA